AACAACAUAACAUCCGUCAUGCAAUAGAAGGAGACUGGUCUAUUGCACUGUAAGGGAAGCAAAGAUCGUAAAAAAAAGAAGAAGGGUUUUGUUUUUUUUAAGGAAAAAUGAUUCCCGCCAAAUAUCUGAGACCAAAGGAAGCAGAGUCACGGCAUAGGUUAUGCUGUGGCUGCUAUGGCAAAUUAGAUAAUAGUACUGUAAUACUACUGUGACCAAAAAGAUUAUGCUUCCCAAUGCAAAAGAACGAUAUUUGUGGACCUAUGGCCUAUCAACCGAGCUGAAUUUUAAACCAAAUCGUAUGAUAUAGUUCUUAUAAAUUAUUAUAACUGCUGAUUUUUUCUUUUAAUGAAAAAAAUGUAUGGAGAAAAGGCAUACAGUUUAGUGAAAGAACUAGCGCGUUGUGAAGACAACCUACCACCUUAUAAUACAGAUUUGGUGAAUGCUGUUUGUAAUGAAGUAAAACAGCUUGUAGAAGAAAAUGAGCAUGAUGCAAUGACAUCUGCUGACCAAUCAUCGGUGGGGGGAUCAGUAGUACCUACCAUCAAAAUUCGACAUGCAGCUGUAAAAAGGAAUGUGCGUUGCUUAAUGGCAUAUCACUAUAACAGACUAAAAUGUUUACGCACAAUGCGGUGGGAAUUCGGAAGUAUUUUACCCACCGAGAUCAAGGCAAAUCUAAGUGCAUCUGAAAUAGAUUGGUUCUCAAAGUAUUCUAGAUCUCUUGCAGCAUAUAUGAGGUCUAUUGGCGAAGAGGGAGUUAAUCUGUCUGUUGACUUGAAGCCACCAAAAGCCCUUUAUGUAGAAGUGCGAUGCUUGGUAGAUUAUGGAAGAUUUGAACUGAAUGAUGGAUCUGUGGUACUAUUGAAAAAAGAUAGUAGACACUAUCUGCCUCGGAGUGAAUGUGAAGAGUUGAUCAGACAAGGAGUUUUUGAACAUAUUAUAUAAAAGAACAAUAUUAACUCAUAGUUGUCAAGUGAAAAAAAAAUGUGAAUGAGGGAACUUAUAGCCUUCUUCAUCCUUCUUCAGUAUUUCAAUGUUUGUUUUAUAUACUUCAAUAACAAAAAUUUAAGCGUUUAUAAUGUCUCCAUUGCUUUUUUUUUGUUAUUAGUUAUUCAUCUAUAAAUAUUAAUUAUGAAAAUAAAAUAUUCAUUUCUACAUAAAGUAAACUUAAUUUUGAA
This is a messenger RNA of Leptinotarsa decemlineata (Colorado potato beetle), 1175 nucleotides long. RefSeq names its product DNA replication complex GINS protein PSF1. Gene Ontology annotation, cellular component: GINS complex. The record is from RefSeq and is a predicted model, not a curated record. NCBI's taxonomy places the organism in Eukaryota, Metazoa, Arthropoda, Insecta, Coleoptera, Chrysomelidae. Gene Ontology annotation, biological process: DNA strand elongation involved in mitotic DNA replication; DNA replication.